AUGGCCUGGAGAGGCCAGGGAAAGUCCGAUGGUGGCAGCCAAGGAAGCCCGGCUGGCAGGCUGGCAGAAAUCUCCAGAUGGUUGACAGAGCCCACAGAGGAAGAGGGUCCUGGGAGCAGGCCCAGAUCCAGAUCGGAGAACCAGCCAGACCUGUCUGCAUUGCAAUACGUUCUAGGGAUGAAUUACCAGCAGUAAUUGAAUUACGGCCACUAUGUGGAAAACUACUUGAUUGCUCCAGGUAUAAUAUAGGAGCUUGAAGAACAAUGCAGGUGAUUUGUGAAAGCCUGCAGAAGGCCUACUUCCUUCAAUGCUGACUAUCAGCAGAAUCUUCAGAGGAUGGAUUUUGAUAUUUUAACAUUUACUGUAGCUCUGAGUGCAUUUGGUUAUCUGAUAGAAGAAGUUAGUUGUGAUAAGUUUAUCAGUAGAAUAUAG
Molecule: messenger RNA, 432 nt
Organism: Myotis myotis
Lineage: Eukaryota; Metazoa; Chordata; Mammalia; Chiroptera; Vespertilionidae
Gene: EID2
Product: EP300 interacting inhibitor of differentiation 2
Biological process (GO): negative regulation of DNA-templated transcription
Cellular component (GO): nucleoplasm
Molecular function (GO): transcription corepressor activity
Source: RefSeq, a predicted model, not a curated record